Messenger RNA from Vidua macroura (Pin-tailed whydah), 2231 nucleotides. RefSeq names its product TEA domain transcription factor 4 (gene TEAD4). The transcript has 17 exons. The record is from RefSeq and is a predicted model, not a curated record. The coding region runs from base 215 to 1678 and encodes 487 amino acids. Gene Ontology annotation, biological process: embryonic organ development; hippo signaling; DNA-templated transcription. Gene Ontology annotation, cellular component: transcription regulator complex. NCBI's taxonomy places the organism in Eukaryota, Metazoa, Chordata, Aves, Passeriformes, Viduidae. Gene Ontology annotation, molecular function: DNA-binding transcription factor activity, RNA polymerase II-specific; RNA polymerase II cis-regulatory region sequence-specific DNA binding.
GGCCAUGUUUUCCAGCUAUGCUCUUCGGAAGUCUUGGCUGAUGGUCCUGCAUUCCCUCUGCCCAUCCAGGAAAGGAAAUACUGGUGUCAUACAAGGCUAGGAAGAACAUCAAGUUGAAGUGGUUAUGUUUUCCUGUUUCCACUGAGAGGUGUAUGAACCUCAAUAAGAGGAGAUAUGAUGGAUCUGAUAAUCAGAAACUGGCACAGCUCUCAACAUGUGUUCUAUAUUGAAUUAUUUCCUCACUGGAAGCUGGAGGUCACUUCUUCUGUUCCAAAAUGGGAGAAAAAUCCAGAAACACACUAACUUCUCCAACAUGCUUUUAGGUUCUGAGUCUGCUCCUCCGCGUGGCACCUUGGAGUUUCUAGCUGGCACCAUUACCUCCAACGAGUGGAGUUCUCCCACCUCCCCUGAGGGGAGCAACGACUCGGGGGGCAGCGAGGCCUUGGACAAACCCAUCGACAAUGAUGCCGAGGGCGUGUGGAGUCCAGACAUCGAGCAGAGCUUCCAGGAAGCGCUAGCCAUCUACCCGCCAUGCGGCCGGCGCAAGAUUAUCUUGUCAGACGAAGGCAAGAUGUAUGGCCGAAAUGAGUUGAUUGCCCGCUAUAUUAAGCUGAGAACAGGGAAAACACGCACAAGGAAACAGGUAUCUAGUCACAUCCAGGUCCUGGCAAGGCGGAAAGCUAGAGAGAUCCAAGCCAAGCUCAAGGAUCAGGCAGCAAAAGAUAAAGCCAUGCAGAGUAUGGCUACAAUGUCAUCUGCCCAGAUUAUCUCUGCAACUGCCUUCCAUAGUAAAAUGGGCUUGCCUGGUCUCCCACGACCAGCCUACCCUGCUGUUUCUGGGUUUUGGCAAGGACCAUUGCCAGGCCAAGCUGGAUCUUCCCAGGAUGUGAAACCUUUUUCUCAACAACCUUAUGCUGUACAGCCUCCGCUUCCAAUACCAGGGUUUGAAUCUCCUACUGGCCUCUCACCUUCCCCGUCAGCACCAGCUUGGCAAGGACGAAGGGUUGCUAGCUCCAAACUUUGGAUGUUAGAGUUCUCUGCAUUCUUGGAACAACAACAAGACCAAGACACAUAUAACAAACACCUGUUUGUGCACAUUGGGCAGUCAAGCCCCAGCUACAAUGACCCCUACCUCGAGGCAGUGGAUAUCCGUCAGAUCUAUGACAAGUUCCCUGAGAAGAAAGGGGGCCUGAAGGAGCUCUUUGAAAGGGGGCCAGCUAAUGCCUUCUUCCUUGUCAAAUUCUGGGCUGAUUUGAAUACCAAUAUUGAAGAUGAAUCCAGAUCUUUUUAUGGUGUUUCCAGCCAGUAUGAGAGCCCAGAAAACAUGGUCAUUACCUGUUCUACCAAAGUGUGUUCCUUUGGAAAGCAGGUGGUAGAGAAAGUAGAGACAGAGUAUGCACGCUAUGAAAAUGGACACUAUUCCUACCGCAUCCACCGCUCCCCUCUCUGCGAAUACAUGAUCAACUUCAUCCAUAAACUCAAGCACCUUCCCGAGAAGUACAUGAUGAACAGUGUGCUGGAGAACUUCACUAUCUUACAGACCAUUUAUGGAGUUCUAGAGAUAGUAACUCAUGCAGAGGAGCAGCAAAAGGAUUUGAGAGACCUGGUGCUGUGCAAGAUGAAAGUGCUGCUCCCUGAGCAUCUCCCACUCCCCACCGUGGAGCUGAAAAAUGCAUAAUGUAAGGCAUGUUGGUAGUCCUCUGUCCCCACUACCACCUUUGAGGCAAGUCUGAUUAUAUUUUUUCUAAACCCUUUUAUGAGCUUAGAUACCCCAUAUCCUACAAGCAUCAUUUAUCUUGCUUUGCACAUUUCUCUGGAUCUAGAACUCCCAAGAUUUCAGAAAACCCAUUUUUCAGAAAAGAGCCCAGUGCCUUAGCACACCUGGAUAUGUAUUAACUCACCACAUCUUGCAGAGGAAAGGACUUCGACUGCAAAUCCAAUCAUUAAUGCAUGCUGCAGAAACUAGGACAACACUGCUCCUUCACCAUGCUGCUGUCAUGUUGUAGAGAUGAUAAAGGGUCCUGAGGGGCCAUAGAAAAAAAAUGGGAAAAAAGGAGCUUCUGUACGAAUGCAUGAGUGUAGCAGCCAUCCUUCUCCCAACAUCUACAGUGUAUGGAAUGGGAGGUGUAAUGGAGUCAAAUCUGUUGUGACAAACAGGGACACACAGGAGACCUUGCUGUGCAUAGCAUAUGUUUUUGAAGUUUCAACUAGUGACCACGGUGCCCAACAUC